This is a messenger RNA of Paramacrobiotus metropolitanus, 2256 nucleotides long. Its product is annotated as gamma-aminobutyric acid receptor alpha-like. The transcript has 17 exons. Gene Ontology annotation, biological process: regulation of membrane potential; signal transduction; chemical synaptic transmission. The record is from RefSeq and is a predicted model, not a curated record. Lineage: Eukaryota; Metazoa; Tardigrada; Eutardigrada; Parachela; Macrobiotidae. Gene Ontology annotation, cellular component: neuron projection; membrane; synapse. Bases 453 to 2078 code for a protein of 541 amino acids. Gene Ontology annotation, molecular function: GABA-A receptor activity; extracellular ligand-gated monoatomic ion channel activity; neurotransmitter receptor activity.
GUAUCUCUGAACCAUUCGGGAUGAGAAUGUACAUAUCGAAUGUAUAGUAGUAGAACUCUAUACAGUCAUGUUGCCUUCUUUCGUACAUUCAGCUUGCAUAUCCCUUGUUUCAUGCGUGAUACGCUUUGAUCAUGUUACACCCAGUUUAUUGGAUGUUGCAGUUAAUGCUAGUGUUUUCCACUGAUAAUUAUUGCCAAAGAAAUGUUCCAUGAGUAGGUCGGAGAAUCGAAAAAUCUGGUCACUUCGUUUGCCGGCAAUUGGCAGCGGGAAAUUUUAAACGAAUUUUGCGGGGGUAUAAAAAUCGCCUCAUACAUAAUUAUAUGCACAACCUAUAAUUUCUGAUUGGUCUGAUUUUUUUAUACAGUCUUGCUUGCAGUUUGCUUGCAAUUUUAUUUGACAAGCAGUUCUGCUGUUUUCUUAACUGUUAGUAUUACUGUCAACUUUUUCUAAAAAUGUCAAUAUUAAAUCCUAUUCUGAUUGUUGUCUUGUCGUUUUUGACCUCUCAGUAUUGCGUCCUGGUCGGCACCCAAAUCAUCCUUGAUCCUCUUGUACCUGACAGUAAACCUGUCAGGCGGACGUACAUCUACUCCAUUAUUUCGGGGACAAACAGAUCACUGGAAAGACACCAGAGACUGCGCCGUGCCCCGGAAGAAUCACAGAAUGACAUUUAUAGCAGCAAAGUCACCACUCUGCUCAAUUCACUUUUUGACAGAUAUAACAAAACGUUUCGGCCCAACUACGGACAUGGUCCAACGCAAGUAAGGAUCAAUAUGGUUGUGAUCAGUAUGGGGCCAAUUAGCGAGCUGAACAGCGAUUAUUCUAUGGACAUCUACUUUCGACAGAAGUGGAGGGACGAACGAUUAAAGUUUAACGGCUCGGAAGAUAUGAAAGAACUGGCCUUAAACAAUCUCAUGUUGGAUAACAUAUGGAAGCCGGAUACUUAUUUUCGGAACGGGAAAGAGUAUUACGUUCACACCAUUACAACCGCAAAUAAACUCCUGCGCUUGCAAACUACGGGAGACAUCUUAUACAGCAUGAGAUUAAGAAUUCGUGCGCAGUGCCAAAUGCGCUUAUCAUUCUAUCCGGCAGACAUUCAGUCGUGCCCUUUGAUCAUCGGAAGCUUCGCCUAUCAAGCUCACGAAGUCCUGUAUUAUUGGGAUCCCGACCACCGAGUAAAAACAGAAGCCGGUUUAACACUAUCCCAGUAUGAAUUGAAGGGUCCACCGCCUUGCGAAAAUUUCUUUGCUCAGUUUGAUAGCGGCAUGAAGAAAGAGAACUACUCAAUGGCCCGAGUGGAUUUUAUAUUACAGCGACGAAUGGGAUAUUUUCUACUGCAAAUAUACUUACCCUGCAUGCUGAUCGUUGUCCUUAGCUGGGUGUCGUUCUGGCUUAACCGUGAGGCUACAGAAAGAUUAAGUUUAGGAAUUACAGCGCUGCUGACGCUUGCUACAAUGAAUCAGGAUCAAAAAGAUGUACUGCCCAAGACUUCAUACCCCACGGCGUUAGAAUGGUAUAUACUGAUCUGCAAUUUAUAUGUCAGCGCUAGUAUAAUCCAGUUUGCCGCUGUCCAUUUUUUUACAAAAACUGGAUUUGAAGAGUUAAAUUUUCCAAAAGACAGAGAAGCAGUCACGGGAGGCGAAGAUGACUGGGAGGAAAUACCGGAAGUUGAAUUAGCGGAAAUGCUGGGGAAUCUUUCUAGUCCAAAGCUGUAUGCAACCAUAGAGAAUCAAAGCAACCACAUAGGCGCUUCUAAACACCAUAGUGUGGUAAAAAUAAACCAGACUGUGAUCACGACCAGCGAAGAACAAUUGGAUCGCCCAUUCGGAAAUGAAACAUUUUGUCAGAAAUUGUUUUACUGUAUAACGGGGAAUGAGAACUACCGUAGUGAAUUGAUACGACGGGGAAAAUAUCGGACUAGUUCGAUUAAUUCGGUCAGCCUUUUGGAUCGGGCAUCAAGAAUAGGCUUCCCUCUGACUUUUGGAUUGGUAAAUCUCGUGUACUGGAUAUCCUUUCUUUAUUCGGAAACACCGCCGCGAACUUCGGUCGGUAAUCCCCGCGCAUAUCUUGUAUGGUUUUAAACGGUUUCUUGCAGCGCUGUUAUUCGUAUCUGCAUGUAUGCAUAUACUUACAAUAGAAUGCGUAAAUCUGUGAUUUUAUUUAUCUUAAUUUUAACUUUAAGAAUUGCUGUAAUUCAACAUUAUGCUUAUUACUUUUUGCAGAACUGCAUCAGCAUAUUUGCAUAAAAACUGCGAGCAC